UGGAAAUUWCUUUAAAAAUCGUAAAGCUAAGAAAAUGAAAUUGCUUGGAUUAGGAAGGCAAAUAUUGGCGAAACGAUGGCAAUCUUCAUGCCAAUCAUGUGACGAGAUACCUCCGUGCCCGGCCAAGCGAAGCCGUCGUCGAAUGAUUUUCUGCUUGCUCACCUUUGGGGCCGGAGUUUACACAGGUGUCUACGUAUCGCAGAAUUACGAAGUACCUCGCGUAGAUGAUCCCCCCAAGCUGGUUGAAAAAAUGAACAAAAAACUCCGCGAACUCAUCGAGGGCAAAAAAUCGCCAACCGAACAGAUAGUGCAUGACAUCAAAAAGGAGGCCAAAAAGAUUUUGGAUGAUUGAGACGGACGAGACGAAAGACAAUAUAUAUAUUUAGUUACAUUUUUGUUAUGUGUUAAACAAAUUUAUCUAUGACUCAAAUAAAGGAUACGUUUAAAGUUACAAUCUAAA
This is a messenger RNA of Drosophila arizonae, 460 nucleotides long. RefSeq lists its product as uncharacterized. NCBI's taxonomy places the organism in Eukaryota, Metazoa, Arthropoda, Insecta, Diptera, Drosophilidae. The record is from RefSeq and is a predicted model, not a curated record.